Molecule: messenger RNA, 5601 nt
Organism: Anolis carolinensis (green anole)
Lineage: Eukaryota; Metazoa; Chordata; Lepidosauria; Squamata; Anolidae
Gene: pik3ap1
Product: phosphoinositide-3-kinase adaptor protein 1
Exons: 17
Coding region: 197-2590 (797 amino acids)
Biological process (GO): signal transduction
Cellular component (GO): cytosol
Molecular function (GO): phosphatidylinositol 3-kinase regulatory subunit binding; signaling receptor binding
Source: RefSeq, a predicted model, not a curated record
CUCCACCUCCGACGCCCCCCAGCGAAGCCACCUCAGGGCAGAAACGGGAAGGAAGUGCUCGACGGCUCUUGCCGCAGAAGCGGGAGAAGGCGGAGAGGGGAGAAGAGAGCAGGCCCCUCCCCUUGGCGGCUGCUCGGGGCUCAACGGCGGGGCAGAAGAGGCGCGCCUGUCGCGGGCGACGGACGGGGAGUCCGGCAUGGCAGCCACCCGAGAAGAACAUCCUGGUGCAUGUGAUGUGCUGAUUGUAUAUGGGAAUGAUGCUGAUGAAUGGUGCCAUUACCUUCAGAGCCUCUUCCACUCAUGCUAUGAAGUCCAAAGCUAUCAGAUGGAGUGUGGGACAGUUAUUUCCAUGGAGAAGCUUGACCUCUUCAAACACAGCAAAUGUAUUGUUAUUCUACUAUCAUCUGAUCUGGUACAGAACUUCUAUAUUCCUGCUGUCCUUCAGAGCCUGCAGAAUGUUCUUCAGCCACCACACAAAGUGGUGAAGCUGUUCUGUGGUGUUUCGGAAUGUGAGACUUACAAAGAGUUUUUCAAAGACUGGCCCCAAUGGAAGCACCUUACCUAUGAUGAUGACUCUGAUGCCUACAUAGCAGCUGUCAUGAAGACCAUUUCUGAAGGAGAUUCUGGGUGUGACUCCGUUACCGACGCAGAAGUGGAAGAUGACAGAGACCUCUCUGAUUCGUGCAAUAUUACAAUGAGUCGGCAGCAUGAAAAAAGACUAGGAAAGCUGGUUGCAGUGCAGCCGGAUCGCAUACGAUGUGGGGUACAGACAAUAGUUUACAUCAUCUUGAAAUGUAAGCUGGAUAGCAAAGUAAAAAUGGAAGUGGAACUUUACUCUGACAGCUGUCAGCCAGUGCGAGUACAGGCCAGGAUGGAGAAUGAGUACACGGUCUCAAUUUGCACACCUGAAUUGCCACCUGGAACUGUAUGCCUACGGUUGUUUUCUGGUGAUUUAGUGAUAGUUGAAACAAGCAUCAGCUAUUACACUGAUAUGGAGGAAAUUGGUGACUUGCUGACUGCAUCUGCAAAUCCAGUGGAAUUCAUGUGUCAGGCAUUUAAAAUAGUACCUUACAGCACAGAAGCUCUGGACAAAAUUCUGACUGAAUCAUUGAAAAAGAACCUUCCAGCAUGUGGUUUGCACCUUUUUGGAAUCAACCAACUCGAGGAAGAAAACAUUACUAGCCAGCGGGAUGAAGAACUGCCAACAUUACUACAUUUUUCUGCAAAAUAUGGGCUGAAAAAACUCACUGCCCUUCUGCUUACAUGCCCAGGAGCCUUACAAGCCUAUAGUGUUGCCAACAAGCAUGGCUGGUAUCCAAACAACCUUGCAGAGAAACACGGAUUCAAAGAUCUCCGGCAAUUUAUUGAUGAAUAUGUGGAGACUGCAGACAUGCUGAAAAGUCACAUAAAAGAAGAGCUGAUGCAGGGUAAGGAAGGUGACUCUGUUUAUGAGUCCAUGGCUCACCUCUCCACCGAUCUGCUGAUGAAGUGUUCGCUGAAUCCUGGCUGCGAUGAGGAACUCUAUGAAUCCAUGGCUGGCCUGGUUCCCAGUGCCACAGAGGAUCUGUAUGUAGAAAUGCUUCAGUCAGAUGCUAAUAACCCCUUUCCACAGACAACAAAGGACUACAUGAUGCGCAAGUUCUUAGAAGGUGUUAGUGCUGAUGUGCCAGAUCCAAAAGAGGAUAUAUAUCAUAAAUGUGAAGAUGAAGAAGUUUACCACACUGUGGAGCAGGACAAUUACCCUCAGGAGCUGGUUAACAGACCACCUGUUCCUGUUCCAAGACCCGAUCCCUCCUUGAAACAACAGGACAAGCAAUCAUAUAUUUAUAAAGUAUUUGCAGAAAAAAAUCAAGAGAGACCAGGGAAUCUUUAUGUAUCUGCUGGGACAAUUAGGAAAGAGGUAGUACAUCAUACAUCCUCUAACCAGUCAUCUUCGAGUAGUAUAUAUGAUCCAUUUGCUGGGAUGAAAACCCCUGGCCAAAGGUUUUUAAUAACCUUACAGGAGCAAGUGAAGCUGGGAAUGCUUUCUGUAGAUGAAGCUGUUCUGCGUUUCAAGGAAUGGCAAUUAAACCAGAAAAGGAGAUCAGAAUCAUUUCGCUUCCAGCAGGAAAACCUACAAAGAUUGCGAGAGAGCAUCACUAGACGACAAGUAGAGAAGCAAAAGGCUGGCAAACCUGGAGAUUUGGAAAUCACUGUACCAGCUGGACAUUCCCAAAAUACCCCUAAUAAACCAGAAUGUGGUAUAUAUGAAUUUAGCCCUCGGAAAAAUUUCAUCCCACCAAGUAAAGGGAUAAAGCGAGGGGAUUGGAAAACAGAAAGCGCAUCAAGCACUGCAAGUAGUUCAAGUAACCGCUCCAGUACACGAAGUAUACUGAGUGUCAGUAGUGGGAUGGAUGGAGACAAUGAGGAUAAUGAAUUCCCAGAGGUGAAGAGAAAUUUCCUUCCUGGGACUCAGCAAACCAACAGGCAAUCCUCCUUGACACCUGGAAGGCCUCCAAGAAUACCUCCUCGAGUUGCUAGCAGGCCUCUCAGCGCUGACAAUUUCCACGCUCCACCGGUGCCCCCCAGAGGUCGUGAAAUGCCACGCUAAAUCUUCAUUUCAUACAACUUGAAUGUAGGAAAGUAUGACUUGGAUUCAUAAGGAUGGCAUUUGAGUGACUGAUACAACUCUCUUCAGCAUCAGAUCUCUUUUCCCUCAGUGAAAUGAAUAACUUUGGCACAGCCAAUGGCUUAAAACAGAGCCAAGGUUGAAAGGAGAAAAAAAACCUGGAGACUGCAAACAGAAGUGGCUUUUCAGUACGUUAUAGUGCAUGCACACAAAUCAUACCAAUGUAACUUAAUAGAAACUGUAUUCACUUUUCCAAGCAAUGCCAGACCAAAGGUGCCUUGAUUAUUUUCUGAACAAUGCCUUUCAUAAUAAAAAUGGCAUACACACACACACACACACACACACACACACACACAAAAGCACAAAAGCAUAAAAUCUUUUUGGUACAUCUACAAAUGAGACAUAAAACUGUAUUGUAAAAAACCUGGAAUUUUCAUGAUGGAGUGACAGAUCUCCAUAAAUUGACAGAUUACUGUGUCUUGAACAUGAGCAAAUCAAUUAAAAUCUUCCUAAAUGUUUUAAACAAUGAUUCUGAGGCCCCAUCUACACUGCCAUAUAACUAAGUUUCUGAAUCCAUAUUAUCUGCUUUGAACUGGAUUAUAUGGCAGUGUAGACUCAUAUAAUUCAGUUCAACAAAAACAAUCUGCAUUUAGAAACUGGAUUAUAAGACAGUGUAGAUCCAGCCUAAAUGUCAGAUUGCUAAACUGAUACAGCAACAUUGAGCAGUGUUUUCUAGGAUACGUUCUACAUAUGAACAAAUAAAAUCCAUGGGUUUUCCAUAAAUUGACAGAUGACUUAAAGGCACAUUUCCACACAAACAUCCCAAAAAUGGUUUACAAUAUGAAUUUUUGGCACUUGGUAUAUUAAAAACAGGCACCUAUGCUAAAGUAGGAGCCCCGGUGGCGAAGUGUGUUAAAGCACUGAGCUGCUGAACUUGCAGACCAAAAGGUCGCAGGUUCAAAUCCCGGGAGUGGAACCGGCUCUUUGGCUUAGAAAUGGAGAUGAGCACCAACCCCCAGAGUCAGACAUGACUGGACUUAACGUCAGGAGAAACCUUUACCUUUUAUGCUAAAAUAAUUUUACAAAAGAGAGAAAUAAUUUGGAAAAAAAUAUGCAGGUCAUUCUCAAGGUCACAUCUCAUUCCCUGGAGGAUUGGGACCCCUUCCACACAGCUGUAUAAAAUCCACAUUGAACUGGAUUAUAUGGCAGUGUAGGCUCAGAUAACCCAAUUCAAAGCAAAUACUGUGGAUUAUCUGCCUUGAUAUUGAGUUAUAUAGCUGUGUGGAAAAGCCCUUAGAAGAACUCUCACAUCUCCGAAAAUAUAAAGUGAUCUGGACAUACUAUUGUGCUAUCAGACAAAUGGCAAUGGAAGUCUACUUUUGAUAUAAUCAAAUGAGCAACAAAAACAUGAGGAAUUAAUCAUUCCGAACAGCUACUUUAAGCUUAUACAGUAGAGUCUCACUUAUCCAACAUAACCAGCAGAACAUUGGAUAAGCAAAAAUGUUGGAUAAUAAGGAGGGAUUAAAGAAAAGCCUAUUAAACGUCAAAUUACGCUAUGAUUUUACAAAUUAAGCACCAAAACAUGUUUUACAACAAGCAGUUCAACACAUAACAUUAUGUAAUAAUUACUGUAUUUACAAAUUCAGCACCAAAACUUCGCAAUGUAUUGAAAAAUUGACUACAAAAACAUUGACUACUAAAAGGCAAACUGCGUUGGAUAAUACAGAAUGUCGGAUAAGUGAAGGUUGGAUAAGCGAGACUCUACUUUACAUAUUUAUUAUCUACCUCCUGUCCUAUAAAGCACUGCUUCUUGAACUGUGGGGUCAUGAAACAUUUGGCAACAGUAAAAGUUUUCUGAGCUGUUUUAAACUUUUAAAUAAAUCUGUUGUGCAGGAAAAUCAACCUGGUUAGCAAGUCUUGCAAAUACCGAUUUGUUAUCUUUAAAUGUUGAUUUUAGACAGAUUUUAAAUACCUAUGUACCUGGGGGGUCAUGUGAAAAUUUCUCAAGCAGGAAGGGAUCCUGAGUGGAAAAGUUUAAGAAGCCCUGCUAUAAAGUAAUACAUAGAAUGUCCAAAUUAGAUUAUUAUUACUAUUAUUGUAGCAGUUUGUUUAUAACUUUUUGCACUGUCUUAUAAGCAUGAAGGGUCAGUUUUAUGUCAGCCUUCUAAUGGUUUCCUGAAUGCCAGAGAAGUCUCUUCUGGUUAUACCCCUUUGUUGGUUCUCAUUUUGCCACUAGCAGUUACCAGCUAUCACUGUUACAGUACAUCCUAUUGCAAGAUAUUAUUUCAUCAGAGAAAAAGGAGGCUAUUAUCUGCUUUACUUCCACACACACCAAUGAACUGACUCUCCUCUGCAUCAGACUCAUUCACUUGGACCGUAUGACAGCUGUAGACUGCAGUGUAAAAAUGAAAGAUAUCCAGAGAGCAGAACGAUAUAUCAAGACACUCACAAAUCCCAGACAUUUCUGUGUAUGUCCUCUGAUGCGCAGUAUCCAUUUCAGUCAUAAGAAUGUGGGAAAAGUCUACCUUUAGUAUGCUGUUCAUUUUUCCUCCAGCACUCACAAAUGACAGAUGGAGGGGGGUAUGUCAUGCUGUAGGGCAAAGAUGCCAAGCUUUUGGGAUCGAGGACCAUUUUUCCAGCUCCAGGAUUGUUUACAAGCCACAGCUGAGCCUUGAAACAAUACAGAAUAUGACCAAUUUAAUGAUACCCCCUUGUGAACAGGAUUUUUAAUGUCUUUGCUAAAACAGAGUUAAAGGUUGAAUCUUCUCAAUAGCUCAAGAGGUUGUUUUUUUAAAAAAAGAAAUGCAAUUUGUAUUAUGUUUCCUUUGUGUAGGCGACACUAGAGUAUUAUAAAUGCAGCCAUCUUCCUUGAAUAUGUGCUUGACACCCUACAGAAUAUGUGAUUGCUCAGAAUUGGAAUUAUCUGCCUGGUCAUUCUGUAUAAUUCUAUAUUAUUAUGUUUAUAUUUGUAAAAUUAAAAUAUUUACACUGUA